Molecule: messenger RNA, 1642 nt
Organism: Suillus bovinus
Lineage: Eukaryota; Fungi; Basidiomycota; Agaricomycetes; Boletales; Suillaceae
Exons: 14
Coding region: 365-1510 (381 amino acids)
Source: RefSeq, a predicted model, not a curated record
CUUGUCCGAGUCGGGCUAGAGACUGCGACUUACAUAAGAGCUCACGCUCAGGCUCUCGGCGAUGAACUUUUACGAAAUAAGCCUAUACAAUUCAUUGAAGAGCGACAAGUCAGGCUUCAAGCAGUCACUGCAGUGCGCUUGAGUCUUCUUUUCUCCGUGUCCUCUCUCAGCGCUAUUUGGAUCUGGGGAUGUUAUUGUAUCUUCACUGCAUUUCAUUUUAAACUAGGCCAUCUGGCUGUGCAAACUGAUCCGGGCCCCAUCAAUAUGUCACCAAUUCCGAGCACGAUGCAGAUAGAAGAUUAUGUGCUCAUCGAGCGAGAAGGUGCUCAGGAAGCGACAGAUGGCCUGAGGACGAGGAGCAGGGAUGUUAGUAGACAUUGAGAUAUGUGCUUGCACAGAGGUGAACUCUAGCCUUGGCAUGGUAACACAACUUACCUUCUAUAUUUUAUCAAUUACGAUAUUCACGGUAUUCAAGUACUGGAUGUCACAAUAUGCGCCAUCACCAUACGUCUACCAAGUUUACCUCUCACCCCCCCCCCCCCCCCCCCCCCCCCCAUCUUCUACCAAUAUGACCAUACUCUCAAAUGAUCCCACUUGGUGGCCGACCAUCAGGGCGUAUAAUUUUUCUAGCUAUUUUGUAUCUGCUGCUCUUGUUGGAGUGACGUAUGACUGGGUACUUACAUUCGGGCAAGAGGUCGAAUUGGUCUGGAGGCAACGCUGGUCUCUAAUGACAGUUCUGUAUCUCAGUGUGCGCUACCUUGGAAUCGUCUUUGCUGCGGUGAUCAUGUUGGGCGGUAUUCAGGUGAUCCCGCUGACAGAUACAGUGAGCUUUAUUAUGUACGCCGUACGAGAUUGGAUGAGUGUUUUGGUAUUUGCAAUGCUAUGGGUUAUCAUGAUCACUCGAUUAUAUGCCAUGUAUCAACGAUCCAGGAAGAUCCUGAUAUAUCUCGUUGUCACUUUCCUGGCUGUGAACAUUUUCACCGGGGUGGUCACCUUAAUGAUAACCCUGCAUGCUUCAGCGGAGGCACUCAUUCUCUCUGGCACUUAUCAAUGCUCACUUCGCUACGCGAAAGAUUCACUUCUGGAUUCUAUUGCUUGGAUGCUCACCACUGUGUGGGAGGUCCUCGCACUGUGUCUUGCAGGUUGGAUUGCGAUAAAACGCUUUCGUGAAUUGCGACAACAUUCGGCAGAAGGGAUUAUCGAGGACUGUUUCACUGUGUUGAUGAAAACUCACGUGCUUUACUUCGCGAGUUUUAUUGCUGUUUCUUGCUUACAGCUCAUUAUUAAUUUCUCUUCGAUACCCUCGAGGGAAUAUUCUGUGGAUGCCCAGCUUUAUGUUGGGUUUCUUCAGAUUUUCUCAGUUGUGCAGAUGUUUGUGCUGGGACCACGUCUGAUCAUCAGUAUCCGAGAAUAUCACGCUAAGCUCGUGGCCGACUCCGAUGCUGUAACUGACAUGACCUCAAUCGCUUUCCAAGAGCGUGCGCAUAUAUUGACCGGCAGUAGUGUGUGAUGUUCGGCGAAGUUAACGGUUGUCUAGUGCUUGAAAGGAGCAGGGGAAUUUACUUAUAUUUAUUCCUACUUUUGACGAAGUUUAUCUGUUGUUCCAAAGUAGAUUUCAAGAGACAUAAGAACAUAAUUGAAG